Molecule: messenger RNA, 1452 nt
Organism: Megalopta genalis
Lineage: Eukaryota; Metazoa; Arthropoda; Insecta; Hymenoptera; Halictidae
Gene: Pex14
Product: peroxisomal biogenesis factor 14
Biological process (GO): protein import into peroxisome matrix, docking
Cellular component (GO): peroxisomal membrane; peroxisomal importomer complex
Molecular function (GO): signaling receptor binding
Source: RefSeq, a predicted model, not a curated record
CGUACAUUUCGUUGCGAAUGACGUAGUCUUUUUUUGUGCGAAAUACAAAGUCCAAAAUCUUGUUACCUGAGUAUUUAAACAUUUUUCACCAUCCACGGUGAUUAGUAUAUCAGCGUUUUGUAUCAACGCCUGCGCGCCACAAUACGUUCACGGGAUGGUUGUGUGUAUGUUAGUAUUGUAAAAUGCGAUUUGUAUUGAAAUAUCGGCUACCGCAAAGUUAUGAGAUUGUAAUUUAAGUGGCGACAGUUUUAAUUAUGGCAACGACUGACCAAGAUGCGAAUAACAAUAACCUCCCUUUGCGGGAGAAUUUAGUCAAAACUGCAGUGGAAUUUUUACAAAAUCCUAAGGUAGCAAGUAGUCCUACAGAUCGUAAACAGGAGUUCCUCAGGAGAAAAGGCUUGACAGAGGAAGAAAUUAGAACUGCAUUUCAAUUAGCUUCUGUCGAUCUAACUGCUGACCAAAAUGUUAUUCGCAAACCAAAUGAUUAUACCGUGGUGCCUAUGCUACCACCGGGUAGGCUCUACCCAUCGUAUAUGCAAGCCCAUCCGUACCAAAUAACAUUGUUCCAUAAAGUUAAAGAGUUCUUUAAUGCCACUGCUCUGAUCGGUGCUACCAUAUAUUGCGUGUACUGGUUCUACAAGAAAUUCAUUGAGCCAUUUUUGUUCGGGAGGAAAAAGAAAGAUAGCAUAAAGGACUCUGUCUCAGAGCUAGAUAAGACUAUACAGAAUUCUAUGAAAGAGGUGAAACAAUCCAUUUCCAAGGUGGAGGAUGAUGUACAAAAACUGACACAAAACCAGUUCAUCGAUCCCAUGGUACCGCAGCUGGUACAAGAACUGAAACAAGAUUUAGCUAGUCUUAAGUCUUUACUUUUAUCAAGAAAACAAUUUCCGAGUGCGCCGGCGUCUAUACCGCCGUGGCAAUUAGAUGCCACCGGUACAAGUCAGGAAAAACAGAGCGAACGGGAAGAUGAUUCUGGAAGUGGAAGUAGCACUAAUAAUUCCGAUAGUUCUCUGGAAAUGAUUCGCGAGGAUCCGCCCAAGGAGUGAUCGAACAAUAUUCCAUGACCGUACAUUCACUUCCAUCACGAGAGUCUUCGAGAUAAAUAGGAUAUUCUAUGAAGUAUAUCCGACUUUGGAAAACGACGAAAAGAGAAAAAAGAAAUGUUACCAGAAAUACAGCAAUAGAAACUGAUCAUGUGUAAUAUACAUAUAUGUUGGGAAUCGAGUGUGCUGAAAUAUUUUGUUUGCCCAAUCGAACGUUUAAUCAUUCAUCUGUUCCGAAUGAAGUCGUGCUUUUAUUAUUUCUAGAAUGGGUACGUUUAAGGCUGCUUAUGACACAAAGGGAUACAUGUAAUACAUCGUUUGUUCAUUUUUUAAACAAUAAUAAUAAUUCUUGUAAAACUGCUGGUUAUCACUUAAUAUCUCUCUUUAAUAAGUACCUAGAAAAAUUCAA